AAGAGAAUGGGAACCAAGCUGAUGCAUAAAUUGUUAAUAGCUCUCUGCAUGACACAUAAUCUCAAGGGUAGAAUUACAUUCUGGACGUAACUAGCCUAUGGUUUUUCCCAGUACAAACUCUUGCAAAAGAAAUUAAAAGGUUGUUAAAGGGAAGUAUACCACAUUAGCUUGGAUGUAAAGCUCUAAUGUCAAUACCCUCCUUUGAAGAACUAAGUUUGAAAGAUGAAGACUGUCUUUCACCUAUUGAGUCACAAGCCACAGACACUGAGUCUGACCAAGAAUUGGAGUCCGAUGGGAAAAAGAAAUUCAGCAAACACAUGUCUAUUGCUGAGGUGUACAUGGAGGCCUGCAAACUGGUGGGUGUGGUUCCAGUUUCCCACUUCAUUCGAAACCAUAGCUCCCCAACAAUGACACUCACCUACAAUGGCCUCGGACCGUUAGGUUGCAAAGCACUCGCUAUUGCUUUGGUGUCUGAUGUGCACAUCAGGACUCUUGAGCUGGCCUAUAAUGAUAUUCGAGCUGAGGGGGUCAAAUAUCUGGCAGAGCUGCUGAGGGCUAAUUUUACCAUCCAGCAUCUGGAUUUAUCCAACAAUCAUGUGAAAUCUGAAGGAGCUGAGCAUGUAGCUAAAAUGUUGAUGGACAGCAUUUCUUUAAAGUCCAUUAAACUUUCAGGAAAUGGAUUCGCAGAUGAUGAUGCUAAGCAUUUCACAGAAGCACUGUCAACCAAUUCCAGAAUAAAGGAUCUGGACCUGAGUCAUAAUAAGUUUUGUGGAAAAGGAGGAGAAUAUCUGGGACAGCUGCUGGCAAACAACGAAGGCGUGGAAGUUCUGGAUCUCAGCUGGAAUCACCUUAGAAUGAAAGGGGCUGUGGCUUUUUCUGCUGGUCUUAAGGUGAAUACGAUGCUGAAACAUCUCGACUUAUCGUGGAACGGUUUUGGAAAUGAGGGAGCCUUAGCCAUGGGCGAGGCCCUAAAAUUCAACAACACUCUGGUGCAUCUAAAUCUCAGCAACAACUGCAUCACCAAUGAAGGAGUCAGUAUGCUCUGCAGAGGUCUGGAUUACAAUGAAACGCUACGAGUCCUCCUGCUGGCUUAUAACGCUGUAACAGUAGAGGGAGCUCUUGCCCUGGUAAAUGUGGUGAAGAACACACCAAAAACGGCUCUGGAGCAGAUCAACAUAUGUAAUGUUCUGGUGAAUGAGAACUUUGUGAAUCUUUUGGAACUGACGUGUCAGGAGCAUCCUGGUUUGGAUGUGCAGUAUGAAGGGGUCGGAGGUUUUGUAGCUCAAAAACCACCCAAACGCAUUGAUCCAAUGAAAGUCAUUCAGGAUUAUCUUGAUAAACGUAAACUGCGUUUAUGGGACUUCUUUCGGAAUAUUGACAAAGAUGGCACCAUGCGAGUACCUGUCACUGACUUCAGGAAAGCAGUUCAGCAAUCAAGCAUUCCUUUGAGUCGAUUUCAGAUCGAGGAGCUGAUUCACAGACUUGAUCGGGGCCGAACGGGAAUGGUAGAUUACAGGGGACUGGCAGAUACAAGAAAACAGAUGGUGAGAGAUCACCGUCGUCAGCUGAAGAAGGUGGAGUCCCGCCAGAAGAAAGAAAAGCAGAAGAGUGACCGUAUACUGAAGACCUUCCAGACGGCAGUGGAAGCUGUCACACCACACAGCUCCAUGAUCUUCUCCCCAGGAGGCGCCAAGGAAGAUUCAGGUGGCCCCCAGCCCUUUUCUGCUACCCCUCUCAGUUCCUGGCACCACAUCGUCAUGUCAAACAGCAGUCGCUACUCUGUCACUAAUAUGAGCGGCGACCAUGUUCAUCUGCCCAUGUUGGGAGGAACCUCCCCUUACCGUCCCACCAGUUCUCCAGCGAUGCGGUCCUACUCUCAGCCCAACCUCCUGGUUGCCUCCUCCAACUCUCCAACAAGCAAAUCCAUCUCUGCUCAGGGCGUUCGCUCCGAUCUAGAGACGGAUUACAGCAAGCUAAGUCCUACUGGCAACAGCCUGACCAGGUCCAGGCCUGCUCUAAACACACAGCAGCUAGAGAGUAAGGCAAAAACUAAGAAAUUAAAGAAACAAAAAGUGAAGAAGCACGGUGUCAAAGACUCACAGAAUCCAACAAAAAGCAUCAAGUAACACUGGCUGUGUAAUAAUAAAAAUCUUUUACUAAAGCUAGAAAAAUUUGCAUUAUACAAUGCAGUGUGAAUGCUGUAAGCUAAAUAAUUUUUAUGAAAAUUGCAGAUGCAUAAGAAGUCAGGAUAGCAGAAAUGCGAGAAAUAGGCAGAAGCAGAAGAAUGAAGCAAAAGCCUGCAAAAUGUAAAUAGAAAUACUGAAGGAGUGAAAACUUUCAGUGAAUGCAAAAAUCCCAGUAUUAGAAAUUUGUUCAGAAUACUCUUUACAAAGUUAAUUGUAAGGUCACAACAGUUUAUAGGCUACAAUAAGCUAAAAGGCUGAAGCUAGCUGAAAUACAAAUGAUAGCCUCUAGGACUAGCAUCUUGACCUUCAGCAUUCACACUAAAUAUGAAGUCUUACUGAAUUUCUUUGAUAGUCUGCUUUACUCUGUGAAAAGUAUUUCCCUGUUACAAAUUUAGUCAGUUUGGGAUUUCUGUCAUAGUUAAAUGUAUCAGGUUAUAUAAAAAUGUUGAUUUCAGGCAAAGACAACCAUAAGUAUAUACAGAAUGGAGUUUUAAAAUAGUCUUAAAAUACAGCCAUAUACAUAGCAUUUUCUUAAUCUAUUGCUCUAUAAAUAUCUUAUGUCUUCUAAUAUUUUCAUGUCUUGAAUUACUUUUGUUGAUUUAAUUGUGUUUUCUUUCUUGGUUUUUUGAGUUCAACUAGUAUUUGAGUUUUAAAUUGGAAUC
This is a messenger RNA of Xiphophorus hellerii (green swordtail), 2848 nucleotides long. It is a transcript of the gene lrrc74a, whose product is annotated as leucine rich repeat containing 74A. The record is from RefSeq and is a predicted model, not a curated record. The transcript is spliced from 13 exons. Gene Ontology annotation, molecular function: protein binding; calcium ion binding. The coding region runs from base 186 to 2126 and encodes 646 amino acids. Lineage: Eukaryota; Metazoa; Chordata; Actinopteri; Cyprinodontiformes; Poeciliidae.